Molecule: messenger RNA, 825 nt
Organism: Hypanus sabinus (Atlantic stingray)
Lineage: Eukaryota; Metazoa; Chordata; Chondrichthyes; Myliobatiformes; Dasyatidae
Product: general transcription factor II-I repeat domain-containing protein 2-like
Exons: 2
Coding region: 161-763 (200 amino acids)
Source: RefSeq, a predicted model, not a curated record
UACUGACACCGCUACAACGUGUUUUUAUCGCUGGCUGUCCAGACGGAAGGUGCUGAAACGCUUUGUCGCGUGUCUGGAAGAAGUGAAAACUUUCCUGGGCAGCAAAGGGCUCACCUUUCCUGAGCUGGAACAGCCAGAGUGGCUGGAAAAGCUACACUUCAUGUUAGACAUGACAGCGCACCUGAACACGCUGAACACAGCUCUUCAGGGGAAAGGACGUACAGCCCUGCACAUGUUGGAGGAUGUUUUGGCAUUCGAGCGCAAGUUGACAGUGCUUGCCAGAGAUUUACAGAAAGGCACUUUGUCUCACUUCCCCAAUUUGAGAGAGUUCAAACAAGGUCACGACAUGAUAAUUUCGGAGUAUUUACAUUCUGCAAUCAUCGCAAUGCAAACAUCGUUUGGGAAACGCUUCUGUGAGUUCAGAGAGGAAAAAAACACAUUAUCCUUCCCGGUCACUCCCUUAAGCAUCGAUCCUUCCCUACUGAAUACGACUGCAUUGGCAGGUGUGAUUCAACCUGAUCUUGAGAUGGAACUGGCCGACAUAGCCGACAAAGACAUAUGGGUGUCCAAGUUUAGACGCUUGACAGCAGACCUUGAAGAUGUUGCCCGUCAGAAGGCCGUUCUUGCUCAGAAACACAAAUGGAGUGAUAUUGAAAACCUCACAGAUGACAGCUUGCGAUCCUGUGUAAAGAUGAAGGUGACAUCAUACAGCCCUGAUGUGCAGACGCUGUGCGCUGAGGUCCAGGAGCAGAAAUCCCAUUAACCAAGAUGACAGCUGGCUGACGUUAUUUUUGGUUUGCUGCUGGUGGAAAAUUUAAGUUCGGC